Molecule: messenger RNA, 1086 nt
Organism: Oryza brachyantha (malo sina)
Lineage: Eukaryota; Viridiplantae; Streptophyta; Magnoliopsida; Poales; Poaceae
Product: serine/arginine repetitive matrix protein 1-like
Exons: 1
Coding region: 1-1086 (361 amino acids)
Source: RefSeq, a predicted model, not a curated record
AUGUCCGGCCAGCCGCCGCCGCCGCCGCAGCCACAGCCAUUCCGCUUCUGGCUCCCGUAUAGGAGCAAUGUGGGAUCCUCUCGCCAGCAACCACGGCCACCGUCGGGGGCAGUGCCGGCGUCGUCCAGACAUCAGCCGCCCCCGCCGCCGCCACCGCCAACUCCGGCAGGACGGGGAGCGUCACCGGCGCGGGCAAUGGAGGAAGAGAUGAUCCCCGUCCAAGGUGAAUCGUCUGAUGAAUCGGACACGAUUCCUGUCCAUGGUUUGGACUUGUCGCGGUGGCGACGAGCCACGCCGCCGUCCAUGCCCGACCUGGAGCUGACGCUCUCGAGGUCGCCGCGCGCGGGAGAGGAGCGGAGCCCGCGCGGUGGCGAAGGCGGCGGCAACGACACCAAGAUCUCCAUCUCCGGCUUCCCGAGGUCGCGCCUCUUCGACGGCGCGCGCGCGCCUUACCGGCGGGAGAUCGAGGACGGAUUGAAGAGCCUCGCUGGCCGCGUGGCGCCGGCGCCGAGGGCGGACGGCGGCCAGGGGUACCGCGUCAUCACGCUGGCGGGCCACAACGUCGGCGCGAGCAUGGUUCUCGGCGGUGGCCCCAGGGAGCACGAGCCGGAAGGCUCCGCGCGGCCGCCGGCGGUGGCCGCGAACGUGAACAGCAACGUGCAGAGCGUGAACAACUCGUCGAUGGAGGCGAGCACCUGCAGCGCCGGCGACCCCGGCGUCCGCGUGGACAUCAAGAACGCGCGCGACGAGCCGGUGGUGGUGGCGGCGCCGCCGAAAAGGGCGCAGGAAGAAGAGAAGCCAAAGGAGACGGUGGUGCGGCGGCCGCCGCUCGCCGUGCCCGCGCCGCAGCCGGAGAACCGCGAGGCGCCGCGGCCGCCGAGGGCGAGGCGGUGCCUUCGCGCGCUGAUGAUGGAGAGCGAAAGCGACAGGGAGGCAGCACAGAAGCCGACGCCGAAACCGAAGCCGAAGCCGAGCGCGUGCCGGUUCCAGUGCGUCACGGAUCACGCGCCGAAGCCGGCGGCGACCAGCAACGGCGGCGGCGACGGGAAGAGCGGAGAAGAAGGCGGGAAAGAGAACACGAGGUGA